Molecule: messenger RNA, 489 nt
Organism: Verticillium alfalfae VaMs.102
Lineage: Eukaryota; Fungi; Ascomycota; Sordariomycetes; Glomerellales; Plectosphaerellaceae
Exons: 4
Coding region: 1-489 (162 amino acids)
Biological process (GO): microtubule-based movement
Cellular component (GO): cytoplasm; cytoplasmic dynein complex
Molecular function (GO): dynein intermediate chain binding
Source: RefSeq, a predicted model, not a curated record
AUGGCCGCUCAAACUGGACCUACUCCUCCCAUCGCCUUCACUCGCCUGAAGCAGAUUGCGACCGAUGCCUGCCAGAGUGCCAUCGGCAGCGUCGAGUUCUACGAUCACGCGCUCACCGCGGAAUGGAACUCGUCCAUCAUUUCCUCCGUCCUGAAGGCCGUCAUUUCAGAGUCGACCCCGUCCGGCGCCGCCGCACCGAGCUUCAAGUUCGCGUGCAACUCGACGAUCGUGCAGCACCUCGUUCCCACGUCGUCGCUCAACAAGUCCAAGGGCACCGAGGCAUCCUCCGAGGAGCCUCACAUCUCGACCUCGACCGAGGCAGCACCCACCGCCACCGACGGCAAGCCCCACGUCGGCCGCCGCGGCAUGCACUCUUCGACCGGCGCGUUCUGGGACGAGAAGAAGGACGGCAUGUGGUCCUACAAAUACGACGGCGGCGAGGGCAAGGGCAUGGACGUGGUCAUCAUGCUCAUCUGGAUCGCCAUCUGA